AGGAGCUGUGGAGGGCUGCAUCGGUUGAGCUGCUGGCAGUGAAACAACAACAAAAAAGGGCACACAUUUCACCGUGGGAGGGGGGGCCGGAGAGUAGGGAGGACACUGCCGAGGUUUUAAUCUCUCAACCGGAGGACAAAUUCAUUUUAUUUGUGGUCCUCGAAAACGAGAGAGAAAGAGAGACGGAAGCCGAGCGGGGAGCCACGAAAACAAGUCGGACAUGAACGGGCAAAUCGUAUGCAACAGCCACUCAGUCACUGUCUUCAGCUGCACCAAGUCCAGAUCACUGGUUCAUGAUGAUAUCAAGCUGACACAGGAGGGGAGGGGCUCUCCAGUCUGCUUCCAGCAAAAUGACGCCCAGAGGCAGGCAGAGGGCAGGAGAACAAACGGCAUCAGCUCGACACCAAAAGACUCUGAGACGGAUUUCCCCGAGAUGGAGAGCAGCUCCAGCCAGUGUUCACCCUGCUGGUCGCCUCCGCAGCUCCACUGUGCUCAGACCUGCCUUCGUUCCCCCGCCGGACUCCCCCUGCCGCUGGGUAACAGCUUAGCUCACGCUCCCCUCCACGUUGCCAACAACAACAACAACAAAAACAGCAGCAGCAUCGUCGCUCUCCACGGCCUCCAGCGCAGAGGCGUCCGCCUCAAAGUCAAAGGAAAGAAGUCCACACUAAGAAUUGCAGGCGGGAAAAACUCCCAAAACCGAAAAGUUACCGACUACUAUCCAAUAAGACGAAGCUCAAGAAAGAGUAAAACAGAACUUAAGUGUGAAGAAAAGAAGCUCACAGAUGAACUCAUCACAAAGGGAAUAGAAGAAGGAAUGGAGGUGCAGCAUAUAGAAGGAAAGGGGAGAGCGGUGUUUGCCACGCGGUGUUUCCAGAAGGGCGAGUACGUGGUGGAGUACCACGGAGACCUGCUGCAGAUCACCGACGCCAAGACGAGGGAGGCCGAGUACGCUCAGAACCCUGCCACAGGCUGCUACAUGUACUACUUCCAGUACCUCAGCAAAACAUACUGUGUGGACGCCACGGGAGAGACCAAUCGGAUGGGCCGGCUGAUAAAUCACAGUAAAACCGGAAACUGCCAAACCAAACUCCACGACAUCGGCGGGGUGCCUCACCUCAUCCUCGUGGCCUCUCGCGACAUCGACGAGGGCGAGGAGCUGCUCUACGACUACGGAGACCGCAGUAAGGCCUCCAUCGCAGCGCACCCGUGGCUCAAACACUGAUCCUCCUCGACAAACAAACAAAAUAUAAAAAAGAAAAAGGGAAACUCACAGCAACACUUGUGUUUCUCGUUAGCUAGUGUACAAAAUGCCUUAGAAACAGAAUGUGGACCCUUUUUGUUCCAAUAUUGAGGUGGGAUGGGGGGGUUACGUGUUGACGGGGUACGUAUCACAGUUCGAUUAAUGUCCGUCUGCUUUGUCAGAUGACCUCUGUACUUUUUAUUUAUGUGUAUAUGAAACAUUCUGGUUGUUUUGCAGCACAUUUCUUUUGUACAUUUUGUAUUACCUAUAGACCAGUGCUUCUACAGCAUGCAGGUGGUAGUUAAUGCUCUGCAUUUUUAUACUGCGUUUUUCUUAAUUAGUCGUUAGAUACUUAGCAAUACUUACAAGGCCCCAGAGACCUUUUCUUUUGUUUGUUUUUUGGGAUCAGCAAAGAACUAUGAGAUGCAAAUUAUGAAUAUAUUCUGUUGUGAUUUCAGCAGUCGAAACUCAACACAGUCUACCAUUGUUUAGUGGAAGCGUAAAAGUUUACCAAACGCAUGGUUCAGUGGGUGUUGAAAACAAGUAUUCAUGUUGAACAACAUGAAUCAACAUACAGACUAAGGAUGACAUAGGAAUUAGUCAAAUUACACUCCUUUUUUCAUGCUUUUUUUUUUUUUUUUAAACCUAUAUUGUAUUUUUUUAUAUUUAAGACACGAGUAUAUUCUGUUAUUCCUGAUAAAAUAAAAGUGUAUGAACGGUUAUUAGGUAAAUAUCUACUAAUAUAAAUAGAAUUAAAGUUUCUCCAUAUUUCGACUGGCUUUCGUGAUUAACUAGUUGGCGCUCUCAGCUGUCAAAUCUCCUUUUUAUUUCACUUUAAACUCACUAUGCUGUCUAUAUUACUGCACUGUGUAAAUAUAUUUAUUAUGGUUUGGUGUGGCAAGUCAACGGGUGGUUUAAAGGAAUAGUUUGACAUGUCUUUAAAUAUGAAAGUAUGAAGCCUCCGUUUGAGCCAACACAAAACCACAUCCACAAGAUGCUACAUUUAACGUAAAACGUCUCCGGUUCUAUGAACAGAUUUAAACUUUUACAAGGCUUUUAUCUCAGAACUAAGACCAAAUAAUAACACAGUUCCAGCCUUGUAAUGAACUGAAGUGUGAAUAGUUUCCUCGGUCUUGUUAUUGCGUCUUCAAACCCACCAAACUCAGCUUCAUAACUCAGCUUCGUUAGCAUAGCCUAGCAUAGCUUGUAGCCUAGCAUAGCUAGAAAUAAUCAUGAGCCGCCUUAAACGCUUCCUAAUAAAAUAUAAAGUAGCUCAGUCGUGUUUAAAACAGCUCAGUCUCGCAUAACUAGCAGAUUUUGUUCUCUUUGGGCAGGCUAGCUGUUUCCCCCCAUUUCCAGUCUUUAUGCUAAGCUAAGCUAACUGUCUGCUGGCGGUGUCUCCACAGCUAACAUACGGACGUGAGCGGUAUCUAACUCUCAGCAAGAAAGUGAAUAAGUCUGUUUACAAAAAUGUCAAACUCUUCCUUUAACAAACAAACUUAAACACAAUAGGUCAAAGCGUCUGCUGGGAAUUUCUCACAUAUGUGAUGUUUUUAUUUGCACCAGCUUCAGGUGAACCGUGUCUUUGGUGAACUGUUACACUCCCACUGCGUUUAUCUUUGCAGGUUUUCUACAAGUCUGUUCUUCCCCCUCACAAAAUAUUAUUCAUAUUGUUCCAUGUGAAAGUAUUUUAACAGCUGAACUGCCAACAGGUCAUUUUUUUAAAUUUAAUAUUUUAGUAAGUUUGUUUUUUCUAUGAAUUGUAGCCAGAAAAAAUAUGCCCCAAAAUUGUCACAUUUAUCUUGAUUUGUGUUUUAUUUAUCCUCAUCUACAAAUACAUUGUGAGACUAAUUAUUUUUGUUCUUAUUGUAGCUAAUUGGUAAUAAGUACGUAAAGUAUUUUUCAAAGGAAAUUUCCAAUUCUGCGCAUUAUGAUUUACGCACCACAAGAAUCAAAUUUAUAGUAUUUUAGCUUGAAUUAUUGCUCUACUUUGGUACCAAUUGCAAAUUAGUGUGUAUAAAUAAAAAAAAAAAUUGGCCACUUGUAGUGCAGUUUACAGUUGAAUCACCUGGAAGUGUUUAAAUCAGAAUAAUACAUUUAUUUUUGUUACUGUCAACAAAUCUCAUGAAUCCCAAACCAACAUGUGUUCGUCUCCCUAGAGAUAUCAGACUUUGAUAAACAUGCACAAUACUAACAGGAGAUACAUUCACUGCUGGUUUAGUUUUUCAUGGGAUUUAUUAACUGUGAACUAAAUAUUAGGAACAUCUGUUUAUGUAAAUAUAGUAACAGGACAUAAUACAAUUUAAAAUAUAUUAAACAUUCAUUGUUUGACGUCAGUGGUUCGGUACAAUAAUUUGGCUCUAGUCUUUCAUGAAUGAAGUAUAAAUUUAAAAAUAUAUAUCUUACCAGCGUCAGUCUAGCAUUAUAACACAUUUAUAUGUAUUUAGUUGUGCAGCACUUUCUCCUCUUAUAGUUGCGGUUUGUAUUAAUGAUAGCAUUAUCUUAAAUUAUAAUAGUUCUUUAAAUUACUAAUCUUUAGUUUGGUAGGACGUUUUGGGAAUUAUGUGCCGAGAUGAGAAGAUCAAGAUCGUUUAAAUUCAACAGCAGUUACAAGAAUGUUAGCUUAGCUUAGCAUAAAGACUGAACACAGGGGGAAACAGCUAGCCUGGCUCUGGUAAUAUAAGUCACCACCUCUGAUGCUCACUAAUUAAUCAACAUGUAAUAUUUUGUGUUAAUUACUUUAAGGAUGUUUAUUUUUACUCUGGCCAAAGCUAAAUGCUAGCUAUCUUUAUGCUAAGCUAAGCUAAUUACCUCCUGUAGCUGUAGCUUCAAAUUCAUCCGACAGACGUGAGAGGUAUCGAUCUUCUCGUCUCACUCUCAGCAAGAAAGAGAAAAGGUGUAUUUCCCAAAAUGUCAAACUAUUUGUCAUUUGAAUUAUUUUAGAUUUUACUUAAUAAUAAAAAAAGGAUUUUUCAGACGUCAUUCAUCAUCUCUGUAGCGGUUUAGGUUGUACAGAUUCUCCAUGAAAGUGUUCAAAACUUAUGAAAAGGACUUCUUAAAAGUUUCCAAAAUAUUUACAUUAUUGACUUUCAGGAGUCGCUGUUUUAAUGCUUUUUAAAUAUCAUAAAUAAUCAGUGUUAAUACGUAGAGCCCAGUCGCAUAUGUGUUAUAAAUAAAGCACAUUUCAGGAAACACAUUUAACCCCCCCGCCUCUCUAACAGUAGCAUUGUGUUACAUGUGUGAAAUGUUUCUAUUCUUCCAUUUUGGAUUAUUCCACUUUUCUUUUAAACGUAGAAGUAAUGGAAUAAUACCAGAAGAGGCAAAACUGACCUGUUGGCCAUUUUUAGGACUUAAUAGAUCUUUGCUGUUGUAGCGUUGAAUAAAUCUGAAUGCUGGGGUUUAAGGCAUCAAUGAAUAAAGAUGUAAUAUGCAAGUAACACCAGUUGGCAUCCGAUUUGUUCUUGUGUUCAAAUAAAUGAUUACAAGUU
Molecule: messenger RNA, 4731 nt
Organism: Anarrhichthys ocellatus (wolf-eel)
Lineage: Eukaryota; Metazoa; Chordata; Actinopteri; Perciformes; Anarhichadidae
Gene: kmt5aa
Product: lysine methyltransferase 5Aa
Exons: 7
Coding region: 221-1225 (334 amino acids)
Biological process (GO): regulation of DNA damage response, signal transduction by p53 class mediator; regulation of transcription by RNA polymerase II
Cellular component (GO): polytene chromosome; nucleus
Molecular function (GO): histone H4K20 methyltransferase activity; transcription regulator activity; protein binding
Source: RefSeq, a predicted model, not a curated record